UCCGGCAAUCACAGUUUUGACUUCAACGACGUGGAUCGCUGUCGAGUUCUCCAAGCUAACUGGAAAAUUCCAUAUUUCAAGGUACUGCUGUAGAUUCGCUCGAACUAGCGUGUCCGGCAUUCCUGGUUCAGAAGAACCAACCAGCACCAUCUGCAACACAACAACAAACAUAAAACUGGAUGGAGCGGAAGAAGAUGCUACGUACAACCUCCUAGUUUUUGCCUACAAUACGGCAGAUGACAUGGGAUCUGCAUAUGCUGAAAAUAAUGUUACAACCAACAGAGCAGCUCCAAGUGCAGCACCUUGCAGCUUCACAUUGGACAACAGCAGCACAAUAUCAGUGGGCCUCAGCUGGAGCCCUGUGGACCCGUACAAACUGAAUGGAAGGCUAGUCCAGUACAUUGUAAAAGCCUUGAAUCUGAAUGGCAGUAUUGUGGCCAUAGUCGGCACUAAAAGCACAUCAGCAACACUCACUGGGCUCAUCUUUGCCACAGUGUACAACAUGUCAGUAGCUGCUGAGUCAACGGGUGGUAACAGCAGUCUGGCAAAGUACUUGCAAGUCACCACCAGCCAGGAUGUACCUACAGCCCCGACAUUCAUCGUCGUAUCGUCAACAACAGCGAUAUCAGUCACCUUCACCAAACUGACUGGCCGCUUCUUCAUCUCCAAGUACUGCUGUAGCUUCAGUAGAAUGGACGUGUCAGGAAUCCCUGGAUCACAGAAAGGAGCCAUCACAAAAUGCAGUCAAAACGUGUCUCUCAUUCUGCAUAAUGUUGAGGAAGAUGCUACGUACAAUCUCGAAGCAUAUGCUAAUAAUACGGAAAAUGGCAUUGGACCCGUGUCUGCAAAGCAGGGCGUGACAACCAAACCGGCUGCUCCCAGUGCUGCACCUGGACACCUCACGUUAUUCUCCCGAACAGCAACAUCAUUAGGCCUCGGUUGGACUGCUGUAGAUCCAUACAAACUUAAUGGAAGACUGCUUGGAUACUAUGUUGUAUGCAAUUAUCAGAAUGGAAGCCGUGUGACGUCAGUCAGUACCAUCAACUUACAGGAAGUACUAACAGGACUUACAUUCGCUACAGAAUACGAUAUAUCAGUGGCAGCGGAAUCAACCGGAGGUCUCAGCAGUAGCAAAGCUUACUGGAGGAUCUCCACGACACAGAAUGCACCGCCAGCUCCGGUAAUCACGGUUUCCACAACUGCAACGUCUAUAUCGGUCAGCUUCACGAAACUGACCGGACUGUUUCACAUCGACAGGUAUUGCUGUGUUUUCACAAGGUUGGAUGUGUCGGGAAUCCCCGGAUCAGGAGCAGCAAACAUCACCACAUGCAGUGCAACAACAUCCCUCACACUGAACGCUACUGAAGAAGAUGCCACGUACAAUCUGGACGCAUUUGCCAAUACGACUGAAAAUAACCUUGGUUCCAUAUCUACAAGAACAGGCUUGAAAACCAAACCAUCAGUUCCAAGCAUUGCACCCGGCAAUUUCGCGUUGAACUCCAGAACUGCAACGUCCAUACACCUAAGCUGGACAGCUGUUGAUCCAUACAAGCUGAAUGGACGACUGCUUGCCUACCAUUGCAAAUGUGAACUUGAGAACGGCAGGUUCGUUGAUGCACUCACAACAAACGAAACCCAGGUUUUGAUCUCUGGCUUGACGUUUGACACAACCUACCUGAUAUCUGUGGCAGCUGAGUCCACUGGGGGUGUCAGCCAUUACAUAAUCCGGCAAGUCUCCACGAUCCAAGAUGCACCAAGCAUUGGAACAACCGUGACCAACUCAUUCUACUUGAGCAGCACAUCUCUGCAGCUGGCCUGGCGACAGCUCGCACAGCAAGAUCUAAACGGUGUGUUGGUACGCUAUGACAUCAUGAUUGUCAGCCCUGCAAACUACACACAGGUAUUCAAUGUGACAAGCAACGAGACCAGUCUGACUAUCACCCAGCUUGAGAUCUACACUGUGUACAACAUGUCUGUGAGGGCUGUGACAGAGGCUGCACCUGGUCCAUUUGGCAGCCAAGUACAACAACGUACAGAUGAAUCGACUCCUGCUGCUGUCACAAAUGUGAGCGUUGUGUUCGAAGCAAACACCACCAGCAUUGCGGCCAACAUCUCCUGGACACCACUGAGAGACACUCGGGGUAUAAUCACUAGCUACACAAUCCUCUAUGCUCAAUUGGACUCGACACAGGAAGACCAGGCGAAUGCAAACCUCACAAAACGAUCACACUAUAAUAACAUCACAGUCUCCGGUAACCAAAGCAACGCUUUGAUUCACUCACUGGUAGAAAAGAAACGCUACGGAUUUCUUCUAGUUGCAAGCACAAGAAUCGGUGCAGGCCCAGCAAGCAAACCUGUCUUUUCACAAGGAACUGCGCUGUAUCCUGGACAGCCGGAGUUAAUCGAUGCCAAAUUCGUUGAUCAGCAUACAGCAGAACUGACGUGGAAGCCCAGUUCAACAGGUGGAGAGCCAAGCGGCUUCAGGAUGUUUGCAUUCUACGAAGAAGUUGUGGAUGAGCAGUUGCAGCAGAAGAGUAGGAGAAGAAGACGUCGAAAUGUGCCGGAGAAGACUGUGCUGAAUAUUAGUGAGGAUGUGGGAAGUGAUGUGUCCACAGGACGAAUCCACAAUCUCACCGCUGGACAGCCGUACGCCUUUGAGGUGAUAGCGUUUAUUCGCUACAGUGGUGGGAUCAGGAUGAGUCCUGGUAAUGUUGACCUAAGUGACUUCCGCAAUGUAACCACUAUAUCCCUAGAGCCUGACGAUGAAGAGCCAGGACAUGGAGUUACUACUGGCGCAGAUUUCAUGAUCGCCUUCAUUGUGGUGAUCCUGUUGAGCAUCCUGCUCAUCUGUAUACGAAAACGCACCGGGAAAGUGAAGCGCAAAACCAAGGGCCACGAGUCGCCUCCGCCAACAACCCCAACAUUCCUUAUGAAUGAACAAAGUGAGACAGCACUCAUUGAUAAAUGUGAGCAGGAGGCAGAUGAUGACAAGAUACUCGUCAACACCGAAGCAUACCGUGAAUGGAAAGCCUCGUGCUACGAAGAUCCAAGCCAGACUGGCGACGCAAGAUAUGAAACGACGGGCAUGGUGGAAACGAGAGAGCCACUUUAUGCUGACGUGUCGGACAUCCCACCAAGCCACAGCGGGACAGUCAUGGAGAAGAAAGGAGCCUGCGAAGUUGCUGAAGAUGAUGGCAUGCACGAGGAGAUGCCCGGUGAUGAAAGUAAUGAAGUGACAGAGCUAAUGGAAAAGAUGACACCACUGUAUAUCAAUGUUUCAGCAACCCCUUCAAGCCAACGCCGAUCUAUCAAUACAGCAACCUCUUCAAGCCAACGCCGAUCUAUCAAUACUGCAGGAGAGGAUCAUGAUACCGUGGCAGAUUCUGUCAUGUGAGGACACAGUUCAUUGUGAUGUAGUUAGUUCCUUGUAUUAUUCAAUAAUCGUUUGCACUUAUUUCCAUUGCCCUGAUAGUCUUUACUAAGACAGUACCCCAUGCCGGGGAUAUACGCAUUUUGAAAUGUCAGUUAAGCAGAGGGAGAAGCAAUUGGCAAGCAUACUAAUUCUGCUCGCGCACGGCUUCGGCCACAUAGCGACCAACCACCGACUGGUGAGUCAAUGUACCCGUUACCGUGAGGCUGCGAUCAGGAAGAGUUAAGUACAGGAACAGAGUCUAUGCAUGUACCUGUGCGCUCUGCUAACCUUCAAGACCUGACCACUUGCAUUAGCUUGCCAUUCAGUACCCAUUUACAUGUGUUGUGAACCAGUUAUGUUUGAUCCGUUUCCUUGGCAAUUAUAUGAUGUUUACUUGUACAAAUAUUGCUCCAUGAUAAUUGCCUUCCCUUCUCUUACAAGAAAUAUCCAAAGACGAGCAAUCCCCGUUUUUAUCAAACUUACUCUCCAUCUUCAAUGUGGCCUGGUACCAUUUUUUUCUUUGUGCUCUGCAUUUUCUUGGUCACUAUACAUGUUGGCCUAUGCCAUUGCCCACGAUAUACUUUUUUCCGGUAGCAAUACCUUCCUGUCCUCGGCUGAAACUCAGGAAAAAAGCUACCAUACGUUCCCAUAACUUGCCAUGUUCAUGAUCUUUACGAAUGCUGGCCUAUCAUUGUUGUUUUCUAUGCAUACACGGUGGUCUUUUCCGAAGAGGAAAUCUAGGUUUGAUACUAGCUUCUCUUCUGUGUAAUUCAUAUCAGUAACGAUAUGAGCAUGUAUGUCCAACUAAUCAUAGGUAUUGGUCAUAUCUUGUGACAACAAAUUUCCAGUCUAACGCAUUACAACACAAUCUUACAAACAUCAAGCCGUAAAAUCUUUCAAUAUUCUCUUUUGGCUCAAAUCAACUCUACACACUAAAUCACUCUCUCCCUCUCAUUUACAAAACAUAAUAUCCUGCCUAUCAUUGAAUAUGCAUGCAUUGCUGUCAC
Sycon ciliatum is the source of this 4419-nucleotide messenger RNA. RefSeq names its product receptor-type tyrosine-protein phosphatase delta-like. The record is from RefSeq and is a predicted model, not a curated record. Gene Ontology annotation, molecular function: protein binding. NCBI's taxonomy places the organism in Eukaryota, Metazoa, Porifera, Calcarea, Leucosolenida, Sycettidae. The transcript has 11 exons. The coding region runs from base 242 to 3394 and encodes 1050 amino acids.